This is a messenger RNA of Megalobrama amblycephala (Wuchang bream), 6523 nucleotides long. Its product is annotated as collagen alpha-1(I) chain. Lineage: Eukaryota; Metazoa; Chordata; Actinopteri; Cypriniformes; Xenocyprididae. Gene Ontology annotation, molecular function: extracellular matrix structural constituent. The coding region runs from base 169 to 5655 and encodes 1828 amino acids. The record is from RefSeq and is a predicted model, not a curated record. The transcript is spliced from 68 exons.
CAGAGCAAGACUUCUAGAAGUAGACUGAUAACAGAUAUCACGCUCAGUACUUCUGUAAACUUUCCAACACCAACACAUAAGCUUUUAGGCUAUAAUUUAUUUGAAUGAUUUUCCCCUCUCAACAUUUCCAUCAUCUUACCAGCACUGGAAGAACACUGGUUUCCAAAGAUGUGGUUCAUUUUAUCAAUGUGUGCGCUGGUUAAAGCUUUUCACUCAGACUUCUCUGAAACAGGAUCUGGUGCUCCGGACUCAGAGGGGUUCAACACACAUCUGAAUCUCUUCACACAAAGGGUGGAUUUACUUGAGCAGCUCUCAGGCUUAGUACCAACCAGCAGGAACGUGACCCUUAAUGAAGAGGAACAGGGGUGUCCAGUGCUGGACAUUGGCCUGUAUUCCACACUCACUAUGUCCACCCAGGAAGCAUUUGGAUCAAGCUUUGCAGAUGAAUUCAGCGUGCUGAUUCAAGUGCGGAGCUCUCAGGAUGUGGACCGAAGUUUGUUGACUUUGCUGAACUUCUAUAAUCACAUUUUACUCCAGAUCCGUAUAGGCCCACACAGCAUCACCUUCGUCACCACACAGCAGCGUGACUAUGAGUUUUCAGUGUCAGGACUGUCUGAUUCGCAGUGGCACUGGAUCUCAGUUGGCGUUGCAUUCGAAUGGCUGGCUGUGUAUGUGGAUUGUGUGCUGGUGGAGAAAGUGAGCUGGAUGUACCCUUACAUGGGCAUCACUACAGAUGGCCUGCUGAUGGUUGGCGGCAUCCUGGAGGGGUUUGAGACGCCCUUUGAGGGAGAGCUGAGACAGAUGACCUUCAUAAUGGGAGAUGCAAAUGCUGCCAAGGAUCAUUGUGCUCCUCAUCAGCAUAUAUGUGAGCCGUUGAAAGGACACAGCUUUCUUGAGACAGAAAGUAGCACUGAGAGCCCUUUGUCAUCCUCAACCGGCUCAACAGUAGACAGAACUUUCUCAUCAGAUCCCUCUACUGGCACUGACGAUACUGCCAAUAUUCUUUCAGUUCUAGAGUUCAGGCCUGAACCCAGAGAAUCAAAUGUCUUGAACUCCAGUGUCUCUUCUCGGAAUGAAGAUCUUCAUAGUAAAUGGAACAUUUCAUCUUAUACGAACAGAACUUCAAAGCAUUCAGCUCGUGGCUUUGUAGUGGUGGAUGAGUCUGACCGACUCACAUCUUCCGCCAUUAGCACACAUAGCAGGUUUAAGGACACCGUUGACAAAAAGAUUCAGUCCACCACCUUCAAAUCAUCAGACGAGAACUUCACCUCUCAAAAAAUAAAAACGGAUUUGGGUGAAGGCCGUCUGGAGAGGCUCCCUUCGAAGCCCUCUGGGGACACCGCUGGCCUGGAUUCUAUUUUGAAUGUAAAGACAUCAGUCGGUCAUAAGGAUCUUGUCAGGCCUACAGUCCAUCCUGAGUUAAACCAGCUGACUGAAGAAGGUUUCUUACUUCCUUCAAAGAGCUUGUCUGGGUACUCCAGUAAAGUAGUUAAACAGCCUUUGGUUGAUGUUCACUCAAAAAAAGGGUAUAAAACGCUAAUAGGCAGUGGACAAGCUGACUACAAGCACUCAAGCAAGGAACGAGUUGCACAUAAACACGGUGAUGUUAUAUUAGGCAUGGAUGGAAGGAGAUACAGGCUCCUCAGUGGACCUCCAGGGCCUGUUGGACCACCAGGGAAAAGAGGGUGUGCAGGUAAAAGGGGCUAUAUUGGAUACAAAGGUGAUAAGGGUUCUCAAGGAGUCAGAGGAACAGAUGGGUCAAGAGGCAUACCAGGACCCCCAGGUCCACCGGGACUCCCAGCCCUCUACCUUUGGAGGAACACAGAGGAGGAUUGGGCUGCAUUCAGGAGAACAUCUUAUUAUCAUUUGCUGGCAGCUGGAUGGCCUAGAGAGAGGGGACACCCUGGACCAAUGGGUGAGACAGGGAGACCUGGUUUACCUGGAUUACCUGGAGACCCAGGCCAGACAGGACCACCAGGCCGCAGAGGCGACAUGGGUGGCAUGGGACCAAAGGGUGUUCGAGGGCGAGCAGGGACUCAAGGAAGAGAUGGAAGGAACGGGCCAGAUGGGUUUCCAGGAUUUCCAGGGGUGCCUGGCCUACAGGGUCCUCGUGGUUACAAAGGUGACACAGCGCCCCCUGGUGACAAAGGAGAUGAGGGUUUUCCUGGCGCUCCUGGCCCCAGAGGAGAAAAAGGACAGGCUGGCCAAAAGGGCUCAAAAGGAGAAAUUGGAUUUAUUGGAUUUUCUGGUCCCCCAGGAUCUGUUGGUUUACAAGGUGUUGAAGGGAUUCCUGGACCACCCGGCUCUAAAGGGGAUCCAGGAAAUGAUGGAAAACGUGGUCCUCCAGGGACAGUGGGAGCACCAGGUGCUACAGGAUUCGUUGGUGCACAAGGUGUCAAUGGCUCAGAAGGGGACAUGGGACCUGCUGGCCCAGUGGGGCGGAAGGGGCCUCAGGGGCCUAGAGGGAUCGAGGGAGAUAGAGGUCCACCUGGUCAUCCAGGAUCACAGGGACUUUUAGGUCAGGAUGGUCCACAGGGUCUCAAAGGUGACAAAGGACCAGAUGGUCCAGCGGGUAACAGAGGGCUACAAGGCAUUGAAGGGCCCAUGGGUAUGACUGGACAUCCAGGUCCAAAAGGCUUUCCAGGUGUCACAGGCAAUAGGGGCCCAGAUGGAGAAAAGGGUGACGGAGGACCCAAGGGGAACAGAGGACCACAAGGAGCAACAGGGAUCAUGGGUCCUCAGGGAGAGAGGGGCCAAUCAGGCCUCCCGGGCUUACCUGGUGUCAAAGGUCAGCCAGGUGCUCCAGGUACCCAGGGUAUAGAUGGUGAAGUGGGUCCUCAGGGAGUGCUUGGGAAAGAGGGUCAAAAGGGCAGUAGGGGUGAACCUGGAGGUAAUGGAAGAACAGGACCCAUAGGAUCCAGAGGUCGAGCUGGCCAACAUGGUCCCCCUGGUAUACCUGGAAUAGUGGGUUUACAAGGUCCAGUUGGUGAUGAGGGACCAGAAGGAAAGCCUGGUACACAGGGUGUUUCUGGUUCUGUCGGAAGCCCAGGGGAUAAAGGACCUGAUGGCCUGAGGGGUGUGAUUGGAGAGCCAGGAAAACAAGGCCCUCCAGGCUCACAGGGCCCACUUGGACGACCAGGCCAAGAUGGCAUCCAAGGCCCUCCCGGUGAGAAGGGCUUCACUGGAAAACCAGGCAUUGCUGGUGCUCAGGGGCCUGUAGGCAUGUAUGGUUAUCCGGGAGCCACUGGCCUUCGUGGACGGCCAGGUCACAUUGGAGAGAGGGGUGAACCUGGCAUCCAGGGACCUCUUGGUCCACCAGGGCAGAGAGGGCCAUCUGGUUUACCAGGCCCGUCUGGUGAGAGGGGCCCACGUGGACCACCGGGUCGUCAAGGGGAAACAGGACCUGCUGGUUUGCAAGGAGUGCCUGGGCCCUCAGGACAGCCAGGGACUGAAGGUGUAACUGGAAAGCAAGGCCCCCCAGGGAGCCAGGGGCCUCAGGGGCCACAGGGAAAACAAGGACCAACUGGAUUGCCAGGCUCACCGGGAACAAGUGGAAUGGUUGGUCAAGCAGGAGAGAAAGGAGAGAAGGGAUUGCUAGGACCUUCUGGUGACCUUGGGUCUUUUGGAUUAGAUGGACCACAGGGCCAUCCUGGUCCAGCUGGUUUUGAGGGUCCAUCAGGGCCAAAGGGGGAACAUGGAUCACCUGGACCCAUUGGAAAGCCUGGUCCAAAUGGAUCUCCGGGAGAACACGGGCCUCAGGGCUCUCAGGGGAUGCAGGGUGCACCAGGACCACGUGGCAAAGAGGGAGGUAUCGGACAUCCAGGUGAUAUUGGAGACCCGGGACCUAAAGGAAAAAAGGGUGACCCUGGACAGCGAGGAUUAUCUGGACGACAAGGCCCACCUGGAUUUUUGGGGGAUAGAGGAGAGCGAGGAGUCAAGGGGAAUAAAGGCUACAUUGGACCACAAGGUCAGAAUGGUUUAAUGGGAAAGACUGGUCCAUCUGGUUUGAUGGGUCUAGAGGGUUUGAUGGGUUUCCUGGGACCACCAGGAGCAAAUGGUUCACCUGGCCUAAAGGGAGAAACUGGAUCACCUGGGGCGACUGGCUAUCCAGGAGAUCAAGGCAGCCGGGGGAUGGCUGGGCAGAGAGGCUUACAAGGGGUUAUGGGGAAGGCAGGACCUCAGGGAGCCGUGGGUCCCAGAGGCCCCGAGGGCUUAUUGGGUCCAAAGGGUAUGCCGGGACAAGAAGGACCUAAAGGUGAACCAGGAAGACAAGGACCUCCAGGGCAGAGGGGACCGCCGGGUCUCCCUGGUACUAAAGGACCUUCUGCAUUACCAGGAAAGGAGGGACUUCCAGGAGAAAUGGGUCCUGAUGGCCCUGUUGGCCCACCUGGACCACAAGGUCCAAAGGGCAAAUCUGGGCCUCAGGGAAGGGAGGGGCCAAAAGGUCAGAAGGGAAAUGAUGGUCAAGAUGGACCUCCUGGAAAGACUGGACAUGCUGGGAAAAGUGGGAAAAAAGGAAAAGCUGGACAGAGGGGUCUCAGAGGACCUAGAGGCGAGAAGGGUCAGAAGGGAGAGCUGGGAAAGACUGGACCUCCUGGCAGACCAGGACAAUAUGGUUUACCAGGCAUUCGAGGCGAGAAAGGAGAGAGUGGCGUAAAGGGCUUUGAGGGGGAGAAGGGGGAAAUUGGGCCACUUGGUCCUCCAGGGGGAGAUGGACUCAAGGGGGAGCAGGGCCUGUAUGGGGAGAAGGGGAGACAUGGGCCAAAGGGAGAGCAGGGGGAUAUUGGCCCAACAGGUCAAAGAGGAACCCCAGGUCUACCAGGGCUGCCAGGCCUGUUUGGAGUAAAGGGUUUAAAAGGAUAUCCAGGACUUACUGGUCUAAAAGGAAAGAGAGGACCUCCUGGCCCACCAGGUCUUCCAGGUCCACCGGGCUUAUCUCUGAACCUUACACUGACUCAGAUAAAAGACCUUGUGUACCUCUCCGACAAGCCCAACUACCCACUUAUUAGGACCCUGCUGGGCUCCCUUCAGCAAGACCUGCGAUUCUUCAUAGAUCCUCCAGAUGGCACUAAGGAGCAUCCAGCCACCACCUGCUUGGAGCUGAUGCUCAGUCAUCCUAAUUUAACAAGUGGAAUGUAUUAUAUCGACCCAAAUCAGGGCAGUUCUGCUGAUGCUUUGCUGGCUUAUUGUAACUUCAGUGCAGGAGGACAAACAUGUUUGUCACCCCUGCAGCCACAGAUACCCAUGAGAUCCUGGCUCAAAGACUCCAUGUCGGAUUCAUUUACAUGGUUGAGCACUAUAGAUGGUGGCUUUCAGUUUGAUUACACUGAAACUGGUGUGGUACAAAUGAGAUUCCUACGACUGAACAGCAAGAUUGCGAAGCAGAACAUCACAUUUUCAUGCCAGCCAAACAGCCACCAGGGCUUCAAUGAAAGAGAGAUUAAGUUCCUCGCAGACUCAAGAAGACAGAGUUUCUUGGGAACAUUACUGGAUUGUGAACAUACAGAGGCGCUGGAUACAGGCCCUCGGGAGUCCGUGUUCCAGUUUGAGACCGAAGACCUGGAGCUUUUACCAAUCAGAGAUGUGGCUUUAUUUGGCCACAGCGACACAACAGACGAGUUUCAGUUUACUGUAGGACAUGUAUGCUUCAGCUAAGACAUAAAUCCUCUCUCAUUUGAGGACUGUUCUGCAGAGCUCUUACUGAGGAGCUCUCUGCUGAGAAAAUCAGGACUUUCUCUACUCUACUGUUCUCCAUCUGCUGUGGGAAUGGAGGUUCCUAAUGAAGUUUUCUCCUUCAGUUUACAGUGUACCUUCAGUACAAUGAACUGGUUUGUUGUCUAUUGGCAACAGUAAUCUGGUGCACAGCUUCUCAUGAGGAGUUGUAAUAUAUUGUUGUAUAUUGUUUACAAUGCUUGUUUUAUGUUAAAUAACUGAUUAUUUAUAUGGUGUCUUGAUGGUACUCUUGUCACAAUUUCGGAAGCAAUUAACUUCCACAAACCACGAUUUCCUCAAAGCCCCUUUAAUUCAGGUUUUGUUGCACCUUAUGGCAAAGAGCACUGUGAUACACUGCAUGGUCAAAAAUUCGUGGACACUUUAACACCACACCUACUUGAUGAACAUUUCAAAACUAUUGGCAUUAACAGGUAGUUUGUCCACUUUGUAACAGCUUCAAUCAUGGAUGCGGUCAUUUGCUGUCACUAUUGGUCAUGUGGUGUAUGUGGCACCCAAAUCUGAUACUAUUUAAACAAUGUGCCUCAAACUUACAUCAGGCACUGCUUAUGAAAGUCUAAUAACAAGAAUUACUUACUACAAAGCUUAGUGCUGUCAGACAGUUGCUGUGAGCCCAUUGUUUAUGGUGGAAUUUGCUAUAUCUUAUUUAAUAAUGGUCAUCAUAAUUUGUUAAUUAAGUGUCAGUUGUUCUUGUGUGCAAAUCGCAAAAACAGUCCCAUUAGAAAUGACAAUUUAGCUCAUUGUAAAGUAACUCAUUGCAAUCUGUUUUAAUAACAAACUGAUUUUAUUCAAA